Phaeoacremonium minimum UCRPA7 is the source of this 369-nucleotide messenger RNA. RefSeq lists its product as hypothetical. The coding region runs from base 1 to 369 and encodes 122 amino acids. The record is from RefSeq and is a predicted model, not a curated record. NCBI's taxonomy places the organism in Eukaryota, Fungi, Ascomycota, Sordariomycetes, Togniniales, Togniniaceae. The transcript has 2 exons.
AUGGGAUUUCUUGAUAUUCCCGUCGAGGUCCGAGAGCAGAUUCUCAAUGAAUACCUUGAUGGCCAUACUGGCGAGAUCCCCGUCAAUCCGACAUCGAGCAUCGAUGGCCGUGAGAUCAAGGCCACCGGCCAUAUCUUCUACAAGAAGAUCCAGAACCCCGCUUUGCCAGUGCUUCUAGUCAGCAAACAGCUUCAAGCAGAGAUGGAAGGUGUUCUAAAUCGCAAGAGGUCUCAAAAAGCCAACUACGCUCUUGACAUAAUGGAGCGUAAAGCCAGCUAUCGCCAAUGGAAGCUGGACACGGCGGAGAAGCGACAAAGGGCGGGCUUCAGAGUGGUGGAGGAAGACAAGACGAGACGCUGGUGGGAGUGA